Molecule: messenger RNA, 1311 nt
Organism: Diplodia corticola
Lineage: Eukaryota; Fungi; Ascomycota; Dothideomycetes; Botryosphaeriales; Botryosphaeriaceae
Product: salicylate hydroxylase
Exons: 3
Coding region: 1-1311 (436 amino acids)
Biological process (GO): secondary metabolite biosynthetic process
Molecular function (GO): FAD binding; monooxygenase activity
Source: RefSeq, a predicted model, not a curated record
AUGGGCGAGAACCACCAGAGCAAUCCCCGCCCCAAGACCGGAAUCGAUGUCAUCGUCGUAGGCGCAGGCUUCGGCGGCCUCACCGCCGCCAUCGAAUGCCACCGCCAAGGCCACAAUGUCCGAAUAUACGAGUCGUUCCCGGAGCUCAAAUCGCUUGGCGACAUCAUCUCCUUCGGGCCCAACGCCGGCCGCAUCUUCUACCGCUGGGGCACCCACCGCGAGGGCGAGGUCGCCGACCGCAUGCGCCCGCUCAGCAUCGACCUCACCCACCACGGCUUCCGCAUCCACAAGUACACCGGCGAGCACAUCAUCACCCAGCGCGCCCCGCCGCGCGUUAAGGAGAGCCCCGUCUUCAAUGGCCACCGCGGCGAGCUGCAUACCGUCGUCUUCGAGCACGCCCGCGAUGAGCUGGGCAUCCCCAUUCACCUGGGCCAGCGCAUCGUCGAGUAUUUCGAGGAUGGCGAGAAGGCGGGCAUCGUGCUGCAGGGCGGGGAGAAGGCCACAGCCGACGUCGUCCUCGGCGCCGACGGCGUGCGCUCCAAAGCCCGCGAGCUGGUGCUGGGCUACGACGACAAGCCCAAGAGCAGCGGCUACGCCGUCUGGCGCGCGUGGUUCCCGUCGACGGCCAUGCUCGCCGACCCGCGCACCCGCCACUUCUGCGCCCACGGCGACACCUUCAACGGCUGGAUCGGCCCGGACGUGCACUUCCUCUUCAGCACCCUCAAGGGCGGCGCCGACUGCUGCUGGGUGCUGACGCACCGCGACGACGCCGACAUCGACGAGUCGUGGUCGUUCCCCGGCCGCCUGGACGACGUCUUCGCCGUGCUCGACGGCUGGGAUCCCAUGUGCAAGGCCAUCGUCGAGAAGACGCCGAGCCUGGUCGACUGGAAGCUGGUCUACAGAGACCCGCUGCCGACGUGGGUCAGCAAGGGCGGCAGGAUCGCCCUGCUGGGCGACUCGGCCCAUCCGUUUUUGCCCACGAGCACCCAGGGCGCGACCCAGGCCAUGGAGGACGGCGUGACGGUCGCCGUGGCGCUGAGGAGGGCGGGCAAGGCGAAUGUGCCCUUGGCCAUGCGCGCGUAUCAGGAAAUCAGGUAUGACAGGGUGAAGGCGGUGCAGAAGACGGGCGAGACCACGAGGGAUAUGUGGCACAAGACGGACUGGGAGAAGGUGAAGGAGGAUCCGACGAGCAUUCAGCUCCCACGCGAGGAUUGGAUCUUCGAGUUCGAUGCCGAGAAGCAUGCCGAAGACGUCUUUGACGACGUGGCCCAGAAGCUUGGAGCAUCUGUUGAUGCGAGACCAUCGCUCUAG